This is a messenger RNA of Branchiostoma floridae (Florida lancelet), 1361 nucleotides long. RefSeq lists its product as uncharacterized. The record is from RefSeq and is a predicted model, not a curated record. Bases 24 to 1106 code for a protein of 360 amino acids. NCBI's taxonomy places the organism in Eukaryota, Metazoa, Chordata, Leptocardii, Amphioxiformes, Branchiostomatidae. The transcript has 6 exons.
UGUACAGCCCCACCAAUGGAAGAAUGUCCUGUAACCAUGGCUACUCCUUCCGAUAUCCCGAGAACUGCACCUUCAUCUGUAACCAUGGUUACCACCUGUCUGCCGGCAGUACCAGCCGAACCUGCCAGGCGGAUCGCACGUGGUCGGGCAGCGCCGCCAGAUGCAUGGGCAAUGAAUGGCGGCAAGUCUUUGCGACCGUGAAAGGGACCGGACAGAAGGCUGUCGACGCCUGGAGAGCUGGCGCGGGUGCAAGCGUCUUACACGACAAGAGCCCUUUGGUGGAGCAGUGGGGAUCGCUUGGCAUCAAACUGGUAAAAGUUGUACUGGAAACUUAUGGCGAAGAGGACUUGGAGAUGAUCUUCAACGGAGAAAACACGGACAAGUACAGCUGGUUCUCCCAGUCCCGUUUGCUCUCCUCCCCGUGGAGCGACAUUCACACUGAGCCGAAAAACUUCUUCUCACUUGCAGGAGAGGUUGGUCGCAAGAGAACAUUUUUCAUCAAUCGGAGCUAUAACGGCUGUCCCCUCGACUUUGGUUGGCUUGUGUUGGCAGAGGCCGGCACCGUUUGUACAUGGGAGCUGGCGCCUCCAGACCAGCAACCCUACAUUCUGUUUUCCAGAAAAACUACGUACGUGAACUGGAACAAUGGGCCUAAUGUUGGAGAAGCAGAUCGUAUGGUCAUUUACAUCAAGAAAGGUUGUCCAGACGGGUACGUUUACUACCAGCCCAACCAACUGUGCUACAAGGCCUUCAACCAGCGGAGUAACUACACAAGUGCAGUUGCAACGUGUUCCUCUGACGGUGGAACUCUCGCCAUGCCCCGUGAUGCGGGCAUCAACGCGUUCCUCAUCAACCUGAAGAACGCUGUGGAUGACACCGCCAAGUUCUGGUUCGGAAUGACUGACCGCGUCACAGAAGGCAGAUGGGUAUGGGCUGAUGGUGUUGCUCUAAGUCUCGGACAUUUCAACCGGUGGAGUCCAGGACAACCCAACAACGCGUUCGGCAAUGAGAACUGUGCACAUUACUGGACAGAAAGAGGGGACAUGUGGAACGAUCUUUCGUGUUCUGACCCCACUCCGAAGUUCAUUUGUCAAGUCGCAAGUUAAAGUAUCUUGCGUUUUGACAACUUUUGUCUCAUAUGCAUGUACAGAUCAUCUACAGAAAAUGGAUCAAUUAAUACUGUAACACACGUUUGUUUGUUUGAAGCUUUGUUUAGUCAUGAGGCAAAUUGACCCACAGGCCGCUUUUCAUUGAGGUCAUGUUUUCCUUAAUUUUGUUAGAGUCCUAAUACGUAUUGUUUUCAAAAUAUAUGGCACAAAAUACGUAAGAGUGAAAGCUGACACAUGAUUCGAUUCCUUACU